CUCGCGAGUCAAGCUGCUCCGGAUUCGUAGCCGCACUUCGUAUAACGCUUUUGACAACAAUUUGUUUAUAUCAUGGCGUCGGCCGGGGAAACUGCAACUGAGGAACGGACUGAGCCAGCGCCAGCUCAACCCAGCACUAAUGUAGUGUCAGACGCAGCUCACAAAAUAAUAUCGAUGGAGAAGGAUCCAGAUUUAACUGGUGUACCGCAGAAGAAAUCUAGAGUAGAGGUUCAGUCGCUGCCGACAAGACAGUACUUGGAUCAGACGGUGGUGCCAAUAUUACUCCAAGCAUUAUCAAGUCUUGCCAAAGAACGACCGCCGGAUCCGAUUAAUUUUUUAGCUGCUUAUCUGUUGAAAAACAAGAGCCAAUAUGACAACAGCGGGUCACCACCGACUAGCCAAUAACAAUAGAAUUUAUAUUAACUAAAUCUACAAUUCAAAUAAGGACUUAAUGUUUAAUAAUUAGCAUUUAUUCGAAGGAGUUUUAUAUGUGUAUUAUCAGAAUUCUUGUAUGUUAUGAUGAUUUUUUAAUAUGGAUUAAAUGUUCAAAGGUUUUUAAAUGUUCAAUGAAGUUUCUUAAUCCCAAAACUAAGUGCGUCAUUUUCAUAUUGCUAGUAAUUUUAUCCAUUCGAAAGAAAUUUGUGUGUAGAUUCAGAGAAACGAAUUUGUAUUAUUUAAACGUGAUGU
Molecule: messenger RNA, 687 nt
Organism: Diprion similis
Lineage: Eukaryota; Metazoa; Arthropoda; Insecta; Hymenoptera; Diprionidae
Product: protein dpy-30 homolog
Exons: 3
Coding region: 73-405 (110 amino acids)
Cellular component (GO): Set1C/COMPASS complex
Source: RefSeq, a predicted model, not a curated record